Messenger RNA from Epinephelus lanceolatus (giant grouper), 3546 nucleotides. RefSeq names its product monocarboxylate transporter 12-B-like. The record is from RefSeq and is a predicted model, not a curated record. Gene Ontology annotation, biological process: creatine transmembrane transport. NCBI's taxonomy places the organism in Eukaryota, Metazoa, Chordata, Actinopteri, Perciformes, Serranidae. Gene Ontology annotation, molecular function: transmembrane transporter activity.
ACCAUCAGAGUGUCUGCAGGCAGCAGCAGCAGAAAAUCUUUCUUUGUUUAUUUUUUUUAAUUUUAAUUUACCUCCUGUUUGUGUGUCUGCCCAAACAGCUGAGCCGUGAAGUGGUGACAGAGGAGCAGAGAGCGACUGGAAGCUGAUUGAUUGAGUAAGGAGAGGAGGAAGAAGCAAACCAAAAGAGAAGAAGGUCCUUUAUGUUUCAUGAAGAUCUCGACUGCAGCUGUGACGAAACAAGCCCAGCCAAUGAAAACGUGUCGUAUAUUUAGAGACAAAAGGAGAACAUUGAGUAAGCAUAGACACUUAUGUCAUUCUGCUUUGUGAUUGGCUGGAGCAAUGGCACUCACCAAGAAGGAGAAGCACGAGGGAGGCAGGAGAGCGUCUGGGGUCACGACCCCGCCAGAAGGUGGCUGGGGUUGGAUGAUCGUCGCUGGGUGUUUCCUCGCCACCAUCUGCAUCCGGGCAGUGACAAGAUGUGUGUCCAUGUUCUUUGUGGAGUUCCAGCUGCACUUUGAGAAGGAUUAUUCCACCACUGCCUGGAUCCACAGUCUCAUCGACUCCACCACCAUGCUCUGUGCUCCUCUGGGUGGUUUCCUUGGGAACCAUCUGUCCUGCAGAGCCACAGUGAUGCUGGGAGGUCUGCUGUCCUCUGCUGGUCUGAUCCUCAGCUCCUUCGCUAACAGUCUGGAAUAUCUGUACAUCUCCCUGGGCCUCCUCACAGGUCUUGGCUUUGCUCUCAGCUACACACCAGCUAUAGCGAUGGUUGGGAGGUACUUCAAUGAGAGGAAAGCCCUGGCCUAUGGCAUCGCCAUGUCUGGGAGCGGCAUCGGGACGUUCAUCCUGGCUCCUGCAGUCCAGCUGCUCAUAGAGCGUUACUCCUGGAGAGGAGCUCUGCUCAUCCUGGGAGGGUUUGUUUCCAACCUGUGUGUCUGUGGUGCUCUGAUGAGGCCGCUGGAACCAAGGAGAAGUGAAAGGAUAUGGGAGAACCAUAUGGCAAACCUGGAGACAGACUGCAUGACAACAGCGCUGGAUUCAAAUGACUCUGAGCAAGUGCCAACUGAUUGCAGCCAAGUGGAGGCGAAGCAGCUAGAUAGCAACAACUUAAUUGAUACUCAAAGGUUGCUCAUAGCCAACGGAGCAUUCAAAAACUUUGGACUUGAAAACAACAAACUCACAGAGGGGGGCAUAGUGCUGAUACCAAGCUUGAGCCCGCCUGAUCCGAGUUUAACAGAUCUGAAGAUAGCUGAGUGUAUUUUAUUUAGCAACAAGCUAACAGAGACGGUGCUAGGGGAGAUCUCAGGUCAUAAAGUAGCAAAUGGUAGCCCAAUGGAGGACUUGAAAUUGGUGGAAAGCAUGAACUUGAACAACAAGGCAGCUAAGGUAGAAGACUUAAAACUCACUGAAGUCAAACCAACAGAUACCUACCACUUAGAUAAAACCAUUAGCCUUCCUCCAGAGGCUUUAGUGAGCACACAGACUUCGUCCAGAGGUCACGGUUUCUGUCUCAAGUCCAGGGAAGAGUUUGGAUUCCUCUCGAUACCCAACUUCCUGAUUCUGUCUGUGUCCUUCCUGUUCCUGGCUUAUGGCUGCAGCGCUCCAGUAGUUUACCUGGUCCCUUACGCCCUCAGCAUGGGGCUGGAGCACCAGCAGGCCGCCUUCCUCAUGUCCAUGUUUGGAGUCAGCGGGAUUGUGGGUAACAUCACCUUUGGAUGGAUCACAGACAGGAAGUAUCUGAAGAGGUAUCGCCUGCUGAGCUACAUGAUGGCUAUUGGCAUGGAGGGGCUCUGCUGUAUGUUCGUCCACCUCCUUCACUCCUUCUCCCUCCUUGUCCCAUUUUCCGUUCUCUACGGGUACUUUGACGGGGCGUACGUGGCGCUCAUUCCAGUGGUGACCUCUGAUGUCGUGGGCUCCACCUACCUGACCUCUGCUCUGGGUGCGGUCUACUUCCUGCAUGCCAUCCCCUACCUGAUCAGCCCACCAAUAGGAGGUUGGUUGGUAGACAGGACAGGAAACUACGCAGCAACCUUUUUCCUCAGCGGGGCUUCCUUCAUGCUCAGCUCUGCGGUGCUAUCAGCUGCCUUGUUAGUCAGACGCUGCCAGAGGUUUAAAUCUGCCGCACACUUCAAUCCCAAUCACACUACUGCUGCAGCUCAGCAGGACAUCAUAUGACAAUGCUAAUCAAGAUGCUGCUCCUCCAUCUGCACGGAUGUGCACCUCAUCACUGCUGAUGUGAUCAGGUGCUACUUUGAUGUGCAUCAUACCUGAACCUGUGCCUUUUUUAAAGAAACAAUGUGACUUUGAGACAAACAGAUUAUGUCAUAAUAAUAUUUUUUUGAUGAGAGUUUUCUGUUUGUUUAAUGCUGAUAUUUUGUUUUGUAAAACCAAAGAGCAUUCCUUAUCAAAGCCAAAAAUUGCAAGCAGGUUGUCAUUAACAUUGCUAUAGUGAGCUUUUUGAUAGUGUAGCUUCUAUAAUUUUUAAGAGUAUUUGCCAAAAUUAUCCAUUUUGCCAGUUGAUUAUGAUUAAUAUUUUAUCAUCACGCGUUAGGCUAUCCUAUGUGGGAAAGCACCGGGCUCCAAGACAAGUGUAAACACUUUAAAAAAGUGCUUUAAAAAAAUGAACUGAAACAGACUUUAUUACUGAAAAAAAACAUUGCUUUGUCUGUAAUUUUGCUUUUGAAAACAAGAUUUUCUGUAUAGUAUUAUCACAAACUGUUUUGUGCAAUAUCCAAAGUUACGUACCCUCACUCUACAAAUAGCUAAAUUGCUCUGCCGUACAUUCCCAGGCUUCCCAUAUCACAGUAGGAUGAAUAUGGUACAUUUUUUAUAGGGUGAAAAUUUACUGUGUCAUUUGUGUCAAUAUGUAAAAAGUAAUCUGCAUCUAUUAGAGAAUAACAAUAAUUUCAAAAACAAGAGUUUACAGGCAGACAGACACGGUGCCGGUUCCCUCAUACUUGGAAAGCUGGAUAAAAUAAAAUAAAGUCUGGACUGGUGCUUAUAUUCAGCCAUUUCUGUGUAACUUGUAAGAAGAAUUCUGAAAAGUGGUGCUACAUGCUACAACGACUGCAAAUGGGUGUACUUUGAAUUAGAUAUUACCCAGCUGGCAUUUUAAUGUUUAUUCACUGUUGAAUCAGUGGUUGAAUUACUGUUGAAUUCUGGUUUGAUUGUGAAAGAUGAAUCAGCGUUGAUUUCGCAAUGCUGUUUCAGUGUUGUUUCAUGAACUUGAGAUGUGGUUUCAAAAUUGUUUCAACGUUGAAACAGAUCUUCAACGUCGAAGGCCAGUCGUGUGCCAGCUAGGUAGAGCAACUUUAGAAGAAUUAGAGAAAUAAUAGUGCUCGUGAGUCUUUGAUUUUAUUAAGAAGAACAUGAGCAUUUGUGUCAGACUGUGUGCUUUCCUACAGCAAACCAUCAACUUCUUUGUCCAUGGAAACCACAUUAAGAAUAUCACUCAUGCAUAUCAAAGUCAUGAGUGAUUGUUGUGCUUUUGAGUGCUGAGAACAUAAAUAUGAUAGUGUUGUUAAAUAAAUAAAAUGUAUAUUCAUUUAA